This is a messenger RNA of Ornithorhynchus anatinus (platypus), 2708 nucleotides long. RefSeq names its product methylsterol monooxygenase 1 (gene MSMO1). The coding region runs from base 263 to 1153 and encodes 296 amino acids. Gene Ontology annotation, molecular function: iron ion binding; C-4 methylsterol oxidase activity. The transcript has 7 exons. The record is from RefSeq and is a predicted model, not a curated record. Lineage: Eukaryota; Metazoa; Chordata; Mammalia; Monotremata; Ornithorhynchidae. Gene Ontology annotation, biological process: sterol biosynthetic process.
GGUAGGGCAGGACUGGACCGGACCGGACCGGACCGGAUCGGAUCGGACCGGCCGGCGGCCGCCGCUUCAGGGCUGAGACCCUCGGCGAGGAGGGAGAAAGGUUUCUUCCUCCUCUGUUUACACCGUGCUAGUCAAGCGGCAGUCCUCCCCGCCUGCCGCCCCCUCGGCGAAACAAGCUGCAGAAAGGAGACUUCUAAUCCCGGCUCCGCCACUUGCCUGCUGUGUGACCUUGGAAUCGGCAUAUUUCCAAAAUCUUAACAUAAUGGCAGUAAACGAAAAUGCCAGCAUCUUGAAUUCAGCAUCUUUGGCGGUAGAGUACGUCGACUCUCUGUUACCUGGAAAUCCUCUGCAGGAACCAUUUAAAAAUGCUUGGAACUAUAUGCUGGACAAUUACACCAAAUUUCAGAUUGCAACUUGGGGAUCACUUAUAGUUCAUGAAGCUUUGUACUUCUUGUUCUGUACACCCGCUUUUUUGUUUCAGUUUAUUCCUUUUAUGCAAAAGUACAAAAUUCAAAAGGAUAAGCCAGAAACUUGGGAAGGCCAGUGGAAAUGCUUCAAAGUUCUCCUCUUCAAUCACUUCUGUAUUCAGCUACCUUUGAUUUGUGGUGUCUACUAUUUUGUAGAGUAUUUUAACAUUCCUUAUGAAUGGGAAAAAAUGCCAAGAUGGUAUUUCCUGCUGGCCCGAUGUUUUGGCUGUGCAGUGAUUGAAGACACCUGGCAUUAUUUUCUACACAGACUCUUGCAUCACAAAAGAAUAUACAAAUAUAUCCAUAAAGUUCAUCAUGAGUUUCCGUCUCCAUUUGGAAUGGAAGCUGAAUACGCCCAUCCUCUGGAAACCCUGAUUCUUGGAGCUGGAUUCUUUAUUGGAAUUUUAGUCUUCUGUGACCAUGUGAUUCUGCUGUGGGCUUGGGUGUCAUUUCGCUUGCUGGAAACCAUUGAUGUGCACAGCGGUUACGAUAUUCCUCUCAAUCCUUUGAACCUCAUCCCUUUUUAUGGCGGCGUCCGGCACCAUGACUUCCACCACAUGAACUUCGUUGGAAACUAUGCUUCGACUUUUACGUGGUGGGACAGGCUCUUUGGCACAGACGCUCAGUAUCUCGCCUACAUCGAAAAGACAAAGAAGUUGGAGUCGUCGGAAAAAAAGGCCAAAUAGACUUCUGGUGGUGUGGAAGUGAUAUUCUAAGAAGAGCCUACCAUUUAUAUUUUCAUUAAAGCUGGUGGCUAACACUGCUUCAGGAGAACAAAAAUAAGCGUGUAUCCUGGCUAUUAAGUGUCAUGGAAAAUAUUAACAAUAACAUGGAAAAUUUGGCAGUAUCUUCCUAGAGGGAACUUCUACUUUAUGCACAUUCUAUGUAUAUAAGUAUAGAAAUAUGUCUGUGUGCAUAUAUGUGUGUAUAAUUUUAAAUCAAAUGAGGGAUGCUUAAAAGGCCAUAUUACUGACUUGAAAAGGAAAAAUUACAAAGACUUUUUAGGAUUUAGGAUUAUGUAAUAUUUACCUAAUUUUUACAUAAUUUUAGGAUUAUGUAAUUUUUUUUUUAAAAAACCCUCUGGUAAGACCACAGGGAGCUGAAAUUGGCCUUGAAGUCUAUUAAGUAUAUACUGUCCUUUAUGGAAGUAUACCACAGCUCUAAUGCUAUUUGGUAUCAUGCUUGAAAUUUGUUACGAUUUUUAGGGGAACGCCUCAAAAUCAAAAUAGAGCAAAAUCAGCUGAAGCACUGAAUAACUGAAGCUGCUAGUGCUGGUCUAUCUGCGUUUGUCACAGCUGUGCUUGGUGUAGAGGUCAUGAGCGUUGGGUUCUCUUGGGGGUUGUUGCAGAGAGAGGGGUCAUCUUGCUGCCAUUUUGAAAGGAACCCAGUUAGGCACACUUUGCAAGUGAAAACAUUCCUGACAGGAUUGAAGUAGUGUAUUUUCUGCUAGAGACUGAGAAAGGCUGUAUCGUAGAUGCCUUGAAACCUGAGGAGCUUUUCUUUUAACGGUUCCUUUUUCGCUGUACCUAGCAUUUACAUUACACUUUGAUCUGCGUGACUGUAAUUGCCUGAACUGAUUUAUCGCUGUUGUUUGCACUUGUGUCUAUUGAAAUAAAUGGUUGGUUUUUUUGUUUGUCGAAUCUAGGGCUUAGGAUCUCUCACCUUUCACAAGCAGGAGUCACUGCUGGCCCCUUCCUGCUUCCUCGUGCUUAGAGAUCAUUACUGGAUUUGGGAGGUGUUCUCUUCCCACCUCUGCCACUUCCUUGGGCAAGUCAUUUCUCUUAUCUGUAAAAUGGGGAUUCAGUACCAUUUUCAAAUGGCAUUUAAGUGCUUCCCAAGUGCCAGCUGCUGGGAUAAAUACAAGAUAAUCAGGUUGGACACAGUCCAUGCCCCCCGUGGGGCUCAUAGUCUCAAUGUCCAUUUUACAGAUUGGGUAGCUGAGGCACGGAGAAUUAAAGUGACUUGGCCGUAGUCACACGGACACCUGGCAGAGAGGGUAUCCAGGUUACACUGCUUCCGUCAACUGAGGCCAUGGAACAGGGUUAUCAACCGGUGCUUGGCACAUUUCUGAUCAUAUAAAAGUACAUAUUUUGCUGCUUGUAAAGAAGACUGGUUCUACAUUGGUACCACUUGAAAAAAACUUGAUGUGUUUAAUUCCUUUUUUAACCCUGAAUAGCUGUUACCACUGUACUUGAAUAUGUUUAAAUCCUAUCAAUCCAGAAUAAAGCUAAAAUAAAAUUA